UUUACUUCUCAUAAACAAUUCCUGUUUAAUGUGUAGUGACUUUCACAGCGCUCAGACUCACAUGAUUAGUCGCUUGUCACAAGGCGUUGUAGAGGAUUCGAGGAGGUUGACGAAACUGAAUUUAUUUCCCAUUUAAAGAGAUUUAAAGAUUUAGGAAUGAACUCAGGAAGAUAAAUCAGAUGCUGUGACUGGUUAAGCACUGAAAUAUGGCAUGUUUGGGAGUCCAGGCUGUUGUCGUGGCACUCGUGUGUGUGUUUGGAGUGGUAAGGAGUCAGACUACUCUCACCCCCGCUUUGACCGCUUCCACUGUUAUCGACAAUGUGACCAGCACCACAGUCAGUGAGAAUGUCACCACAACUACUCCCAUCAUGCUCAGCACCACUACGCCUGGCUGCUCAGUCUUCAACACCUCCAGCUGUGAGACCUGUGUACCAGGCACCUACUAUGACAGUGAGACCUUGCUGUGUUCAUGUUGUCCGGAGCCCGGGCUUUGCAUUUUCCCUACAGGCUGUCGUUCCUGCCCACUAGGUUUCUAUCAACCGCUAGCUGGCCAGCAGACGUGUCUUCCCUGCACACCAGGCUUCUACACUAAUCUCACAGGGAGCUCUGUGUGUCAGGCGUGUCCUCCUGGUUCUUAUACCAAUGAAAGUGGUUCAGUCUCAUGUCAGGCCUGCACACCAGGUUUUUAUGCAUCUAGACAGAACACCACUGUUUGUAACUCGUGUCCCGAGGGCACAUACUGCAACUCUUCCAGUUGUGCUCAGUGCCAGAUGUGUCCCGUCGGCUCCGAAGCCCUGAAGACUGGCAGCCAGGAGUGUUCUCUGUGUCACCCAGGCAUGCACAGGAACUCUGAUCAGAAAGUGUGUCAGAUCUGCAGCAGUGGUUUUUAUCAGGUCGACUGGGGCCAGAAGAACUGUAACAUCUGCCCUGAAGACUACUACUGCCCAAGUCCAGAUGUGAAUCCAAUCAAAUGCCCCAGUGAUGCGUUUUGCCCUCAGGGCAGCACGGCUCCAGGUUAUUGCAUGGAGACUUUCUUCAGGAAGGCUGGAGACACCUGCGAGCUUGCUCCUGUCACUAUAGCUCUAAUUGUCAUUGGAGGAGGAUUGAUCCUUCUGUUCUUUGUUGUUCUGGUUUUUCGGAAGAGAAGUGAUACAGACAGUGAAAUGUCUCUCUCACGUGCACCACUCCUACAGAAGAAUCGUCCUUCUUGUCAUGUGUAUGGAGUUCCAUGUGAUGCAGAUCCAGUGUAUGCAGGGUGGUGACAUGCUGAAAGGACAGAGAGAAAAACCGAACCUAAAAUCCUGUCAAGCUAAUGCAAACUCCAAUGUUGGACAUUUGGACAGCUUCUGAUAAUAUGCUAAAUAUUUGCAACAGUUUGAUAAAGUCCAUAGAUGUUUUCAGCUGCCAAGGUUUUUUUUUUUUUUUUCUGAAAGUGCACUUAGACAAAUCAAAGUGUCUUUGUUAUUAUGCUUUUUACUGCUGUCUGUUGCACACUGGUUGAAUGAGUACAGAGGAGUUUCCUUGUAGAAGUAUUUAUCCUCUUUUUAUUAAGAUACGUUUGCCAUAUGUGACAA
Clarias gariepinus (North African catfish) is the source of this 1574-nucleotide messenger RNA. Its product is annotated as sushi, von Willebrand factor type A, EGF and pentraxin domain-containing protein 1. Gene Ontology annotation, molecular function: protein binding. The transcript has 9 exons. The record is from RefSeq and is a predicted model, not a curated record. Lineage: Eukaryota; Metazoa; Chordata; Actinopteri; Siluriformes; Clariidae. Bases 207 to 1262 code for a protein of 351 amino acids.